Molecule: messenger RNA, 2058 nt
Organism: Paraphaeosphaeria sporulosa
Lineage: Eukaryota; Fungi; Ascomycota; Dothideomycetes; Pleosporales; Didymosphaeriaceae
Exons: 2
Coding region: 1-2058 (685 amino acids)
Biological process (GO): positive regulation of transcription by RNA polymerase II
Cellular component (GO): nucleus
Molecular function (GO): zinc ion binding; DNA-binding transcription factor activity, RNA polymerase II-specific; transcription cis-regulatory region binding
Source: RefSeq, a predicted model, not a curated record
AUGGCAGGUGCAAUCGCUCUUGCCAUCCAGGCAAACCAACAUGCCGCCAUUGCAGAGCAGCAGAGCGCCGACCACGACAUCCAGCAGCCAGACGCCCUCUCCGAGCACACGCCGCCCGCCCAGGCAAAGGGCAAGUCGGCAAAGUCCACCCGCACACGCACCGGCUGCCUCACGUGCAGGGACCGCCAUCUCAAGUGCGACGAAGGCUCGCCCAGCUGUCAGAACUGUCUCAAGUCGAAUCGAGAAUGCAGAAAGGGCAUGCGCAUCAACUGGAUCGACACCCAGGUCAAGGCCCCGCCCCAUCUCAUCCCGCCUAGUGACAACUGGGUCGUCGAAUUCAAGGAUGAGUCGCGCAAGACUGCCUCCGAGUACAUAGGGGGCCUUGAGUUGUACCCAGCACGUGGUCCAGCGCAAUCAGCAAACCGCAGCUUCGAGCCGACUACCUACCAAGCCACGUAUGCCCAUCAUCACCGCAUUUCUAAUUACUCGGACAUGGCAUCCGAGUACGGUUCUCAGGGCGGGUACGCUCCUAUGCGAUCGUUUCAAAAUCCUCAACAGCACCAGCUCGCUCACUCAACUCCCUCAGACAACAUGAGCGCACAGGCCUCGGUCAAUGCCUUUAUGACGCCCAAUCCCGAGGACCAUCAUUUGUCUCGCGCUGACCCCCGAGAUCUGCAAGAGCUUGAUGGGCCGGACUAUCUCGUCGACCAGGAGGAGGUGCUGUUUAUGCAGGUCUUCGUUGAAGAGGUGGGCAUUUGGAUGGAUAGCAUGGACGCCAAGAAACACUUCUCGCGCCAACUUCCUUUCCAUGCUCUGAAAGAACCCAUGCUACUAAACGCUUUCCUAGCCUCUGGCGCGAGACAUCUUGCGCUGGUUAACAAGCGGUAUAGUCAAGACCGAGCGCUGAAAUACUACGACAAGGCCACAAAACACCUACUGGACGCAUUGCAGGAUCCAAACCGAGAUACGGUGCUAUGCGCGACCACAGCCGUUAUCCUGAAUGUCUACGAAAUCAUGGGUGAGCGCGCUCUCCAACGCAUGAACCAUAUUGCUGGCGCCCGAGCUCUCAUCAAGGAGUGUGGUUGGAAUGCCCGUUCGAGCGGUAUCGGUGCCGCAUGCUUCUGGCUCAAUGUUGGCAUGGAGCUGCUCAGCUGUUUGCAUUUCAACUGGCAGGUGGCAUGGGAUCCUGAUGAAUGGGGCAUCGAUAUGAACCUUGAGCCUGAGACCGAAUCCGGACGAGAGGAAACUUGGACCCACCGCAUCGUAUACAUUGUCGCCAAAGUCUGCAACUUCCGCGCUUCAAUACCCCGAGAUGAGGAGUCUGCGAAACAGAGUGCGCAAGCGCGAUACGUAAAGUGGCUCGGUCUCACUGAGCUGGCUGACAGGUGGAACACGUGCAUUCCUCGGACGAUGCACCCCAUGGCAUAUCUGUAUCCUGGGCAGACGCUCUCCGGCUCAUGCUUCCCCGAGGUUUGGCUGAUAAAGCGAGCUAGUAUAGUGGCACGCCUGUUCUAUCACACCUGUAUGUGCUUGCUAGCGCAAAUCAACCCUCUCCAAAAUUCGCAUUCUCCGGAGAUGCAUCAAAUGCUUACCGAGCACUCGCAACUCAUCUGCGGUAUUAGCGCCCACGUCAAAGACCGUGGUGUUGCUUCCGUAGCCCUCCGCUCCCUCCAUAUCGCAGCCGAGUGUCUCACCCGCCGAGAUGCUCAAGAAGAAGUCCUCACCAUAGUCGACAAGAUCCGCACAGAGACUGGUUGGCGUGUAGGCUUCAUCAACGAUGAGCUCAAAGAGAAGUGGGGAUGGAACAAUCAGGAGCAUCAGCCGGUACAGGCGCCACAACAACAGCAGGCACCCCCACCGCAAAUGCAAUCUCAGCCACGCAUGUAUCCCAUGAUGAAUCCCUUGGCUGGCGUUGAUUUUAACAACGCUCAGCACCCGUAUCAGGAACACUACAUACCGCCGAACAUUAAUAUCAUGCAGCAGCAGGAUUUGUUGCAACAACACGGGGCAGCACAACAGCACCAACAAGCUUCGAACAACACCUAUCCUUACUACUAG